Molecule: messenger RNA, 1902 nt
Organism: Bipolaris oryzae ATCC 44560
Lineage: Eukaryota; Fungi; Ascomycota; Dothideomycetes; Pleosporales; Pleosporaceae
Exons: 5
Coding region: 1-1902 (633 amino acids)
Source: RefSeq, a predicted model, not a curated record
AUGGUGGCGGCGGGGAAGAAACGGAGAAGAAGCGGUGAUGGCAGUGGGUAUGGAUACGUAGUGUGGGCGGAUAGGGACAGCGGAAGGACCAGCAAAUGUAAAAUGAGGAGCGGAUCCGUGAUGGCAUGGUUGCUACGACAGGGCGCACAGUGGGCGGCGGGCAAGCAAGCAAGCAAGCAAACUACGCCGUUUGUUUGUGGGCGUCACCGGACAGACAGGCAUACAGACAGACAUGAGCAUCAAGUGGAGAUGAUGGUGCGUGUGAGUGUGUGCGCCGCAGGAGCAGGAGCAGGCACAGACACAGACAGGCGCAGAAGCAGCAGCAUCAGCAAGCAAGCAAGCAAGCAAGCAGGCUGGCUCGGGCUGGAGGCGACUCCAACGACCCCUGAAGGGAGGGCCAGGGCUGGGCUGGGGAAGAGAGCAGCUGGCGGUGACAUGGCACAGGCGGAGGCACAGGCGGAGGCACAGGCGAGAGCACAGGCACAGACCAGCCGUGCAGGGACGCCCCUGCUCCAGAUGGGAACGACAUGCCGGCGCCGCAACUGGCCGUUCACAUGCCGUAAACGGAAACCGGUAACCUGUCCGCAGCCCCGGCCGACAAAUGGGACACGGUGCCGGCCUGCUGCCCACACGCCCAUACGCCCAUCACCCAUCACCCAUGGCUGCCCUGCCCUGCCCUACCCUGCCCUGCCACAUCCAGCUCCAGCCCGCGACAAACACCACCACCACUACCACCACGCCCAGCCCGCCCGCGCCUCAGGGGCACCAGCGCCAGCCAGAGAGCCCGGCCAGACUGGCGACGGCGGCGGGCGGCGACCAGGCGGGCACGGGCGUGGGCAGUGGGCAAUGGGCAAUGGGUCAGGCUGCUCAGGCUGCUGCGAGCGCCCAUGGGCUCCCAGUGAUGAGAUCAUUGGCACUGCAUGGAACAUGUGUACACAUCCCACCACCCGCCUGUCCAGCAUACACUGUGCCAUCACACACGACGCAUCUUUGUGCGCUGCUGCAACCGGCCCGCCACCAACUCCCAGGGAAAAAAGGGCGGUGUAUGGGCCUGUAUGGGUCUGUAUUGGCCUCUCCGGUCCUCGACAGCCUGUAGAGAGCGCCCGCGACAGCCCGCCAGCGCCCGCCUGUCCUCGAGCCCUCCGCUGCGACACUGCACGCCGGCCGGUCAUGCGGCGACGCGCAUCAGACCUGCGUCGCUCAUUCAGUCGCGAUGCCAUGCACAUUGCUACAUGCUACUCUACUUACAUAAACACACACGACGACGACGAUCCCGGUUGCCGUCAGCACUCCAACUGCAAACGCACGAGUCGCGCCGCUCGGCUCGCCGACGACGACGACGACGACGACGCAGCGCGUUUCGCGUCCCUCAGAUCACGGCCUGGCUCCCUGCCUGCGCCGCCUUCAUUUGCUGCCCCAGCUACCCAUCGCACCCACAUCCCUGCCCCCUCAGCCUGCCAUGUGCCCUUUGGCCAUGCCAUGUCUUCUUACUUUGUCCUGACUUACUCUAGACGCCUAUUAGCUGGAUGUAUCUACAUGAUGCCCAUUGCCAUGCCUUGCCUUGCCUUGCCUUGGCUUGCUUUGGCUUUGGCUUUUGCCCAUGCUGCUACUGCCACUGCCACUGCCACCUCGCCUGGUGGGCCCCCCACUACUAGCCUCGUGCCAGCCAGCAAGCCAGCAAAGCCAGCCAGCCGUCGCAAGCCCGUCGAGCGAUGCUUUGCUUGUGCUGGCCCCGGGGCAGCGCAAGCUGCACGGCAGAGGUGUCAAAGUAUAACGGCUGUUUCGACGCAGCCAGUGUGGGCCAUGGCCCAAGCGGCCAUGGCGGUGUGGAUAUCUAAGGCUGGCCUGCAGAUUUCCACGCGAGAGACAGGGUUUAACCAUCUAGCACAUGGAAGCGCCUGA